This is a messenger RNA of Tribolium castaneum (red flour beetle), 5411 nucleotides long. RefSeq names its product delta(14)-sterol reductase TM7SF2. Gene Ontology annotation, biological process: cholesterol biosynthetic process. Gene Ontology annotation, cellular component: endoplasmic reticulum membrane; nuclear inner membrane. Lineage: Eukaryota; Metazoa; Arthropoda; Insecta; Coleoptera; Tenebrionidae. Gene Ontology annotation, molecular function: Delta14-sterol reductase activity. The transcript has 5 exons. The record is from RefSeq and is a predicted model, not a curated record. Bases 185 to 2110 code for a protein of 641 amino acids.
AUCCGUUUUCCUAACUCUUAUUUUGACUAACUUCCAAACCGGCCAAUCAAAUCGCCACAUUUCGAACGCGUUGUUUGCGAUCAAGUGAGCGUCUGUCGUGUUACGGCGUCUUUUAGUUGUAAACACAAGAAUAUUUUUCGAAUUAUUUUGGAAAUACCCCAACAACACCGCCACAAUUUAAGCGAUGGUACUGAAAUCGAAAGGGGCCUUGAAAGGCCAACCGCCUCUUCCCGGGGAAGCUUCGGAAGGUGCCAAGCAGUCGAGAGGCCGUGGCAGACCCAAAAGCCCCUCCAGGCCCAAGAGCCCGGCGCGCCCUAAAAGCCCGGCCCGCAAAAGCCCCUCGAGGACACGAAAGGACUCCCCUCCGCUGCAGUCCUCCACUCCCAAAGUGUCCUCUCCGAAAGCGCGCAGCCCUAUGAGGAGAAGCCCAAGCCGGAAGUCCCCCACGAGGGCCGUCAAAACCACUGUUACAAAAAGCGCAGAGACUUAUUUCUCGGAGAGAGUGACUAGACCGCGCCGGACGCGGGUCGAUAUAGACACGGACUCGGACAACCCCGACGGGGACGUGCCCCACGAGAAGCCCCAAGCCGCCGUCAGGGGACGCGCGAGGCGGCUGGAGGUCCAAGUCGAGAAGUUAAAUCUGAAUGCAACUGACUCAAGGUCGAGCCCUUUCAACCUCAUCAAACGCGCGACGAGAAAUUCGCAAAAUCGUGAAGUUGAGAGAGUCGUCCAUUUGAAGCAUUUUGAUAGUGUGGCGAAAAAAAUGGGCGAGUUUUCGGAUGAGGACGACAGCUUGAUGGUGAGGAAGUCGGUCUCGGUUGAUAGGGGACAGGAGUUUCGACAAAUUACCGAAUUUGGGGGCGUUUGGGGCGCGCUUUUUUACAUAUUUACCACUCCCUUGACGAUCAUUGCGUUAUUAGCGGCGUGCAACGAGAAUCAGUGCUCGUUCACUCAAAUGCCCGAUUUGAAGAAAUAUUCGAAUUUAAACACCUGGUUUGAUUUGACUUCGAUUUUGGGUUUUUUCGGUUAUGCGAUUUUUUUGGCGAUUUUAUCGGUUAUCCCGUUCGGUGGGAAACAGAUUACCGGGUUGGCAACAAAACAGGGAAAAUUUCAGUACAUAAUGAACGGUCUUUUCUCGUGUUUUGUUUUUUUAAUGAUCGGAAUUGGAUUAGAGUUGAGGAAUAUACCGAUUUGUGAAUUUAUAGUCAAACAUUUAUUCCAUUUGACAAUCGCGUCGAUUUUAUUCGGUUUUAUUUUAACGCUUUACGCUUUUGUGAGAAGUUUUUAUGUUCCGUUUAAUGCGUUAAAUGCUCAUGUGGUCGGGAGGAAUAAAAUUUAUGGUUUCUUUAUGGGGCGGGAAUUGAAUCCACAAGCUUUUGGACUGCUUGAUUUGAAAAUGUACGUCUUUAGGUUGGCUUUAAUUGGAGCUGCACUGCUGGAUCUAACGUAUCUUUACACUUCGUUGGGUCUAAACACCACGCCAUCGAUAAAAACGGUUGAUUUAAAAUCGUUAUCAAUCAACCCAACUUUGGUCAUUCUUGUACUGAUUCAUUUGGUGUAUUAUUUGGAUGCUUUGGCACAUGAAGCUACCUUUGUUUCAUCGUUUGAAAUUCAGUAUGAAGGAUUUGGAUUUAUGUCAGGAGUUGGUUAUUUGAUUUAUCCAAUAAUGAUGGCUACAGUAACGAAAUACGUUGUUGAUUACGACGUCACAUUGCCAGUCUGGAAACUGACUUGGGUCAACCUUAUUUUUGUCCUUGGAUAUAUUUUAUUUAGAGGAAGUAAUAAUCAAAAAGAUGCCUUUAGAAAAAAUCCCUACGAUCCUGCACUUUCACAUUUGGAAACAAUUCCGACGACCAAAGGCAAGAAACUUAUCUGUUCCGGUUUUUGGGGCAUCGUCCGUCACCCGAAUUACCUUGGGGAUAUUUUAAUGAAUCUGUCUUUUAUUCCCUUCGCUGCCCACGUACCACCAGUUGUGACUUCAAUUUCGAUUAUAUUAUUUAUGAUUCAUCGUUCUGUUAGAGAUAAUGUUAGAUGUAAACAGAAAUAUGGGGCUGCAUGGGACAGGUACUGUAGCAAAGUAAAAUACGUGCUAGUGCCGAAAGUCUACUAGUUUUAAAAAAAGUACUGUUAAUUGCCUGAAUGUUUAUGUACAUACUUUUAACACUACACAAAGGUGUUCAGACUUAUCAGUAAAUUUUGUACAAUCUGAACACGACUAUUUUUUAGAUGUACCCAAUCAGAGUGUAUGUGUAAUAUUUACAUGUUAUUUUUAUGCAAAGUUGCUCAACAAUCUUUUUGCAUAAAAAUCUGAUUGGGUUUGAAGAAAUUGAAAAUUUCUUGAUCACGUUUAGAAUUAAGUUAUCGUAGGUGUAGGUCAUAAUUUUUAUUUUAUUGGUGUGAGUUUAUAAGUUUUUUGCCAUACUUUACCAAUGAAAUGACAAAGUACAAACUGAACACAUUGUACCAAACUUAUGUUAUAGUCACAGUGGGGUUUUUGCUCUCUCAUACAACAAUUAUAUUUUCAUUUUUCGUGAUCUCAACUAGAUUGUGCAAUGUUUUUGACAAAAAGGAAUAAGUAUGGAAAUAAAAAAAGGAGGUUCAAAACGUAACUAAAAUCGAAAAUUAUAGUAUUUUUGUAAUUACAGUAUGGAGAUGCGCGGUUUAUAAUGCGACUUGUAUGAAUUUUAUCAAUUUUUAGAUAACUUAAAUUUUUAUAACAGUGAAACAUAUUAGCCCAAAUUUUUAAUGCAGUGGUGUAUAAUAAGGGGGCCCCGUAGCGUCCUGUUUUAUGUGUUUUAUUUUCCAUACAGUUAACUGACCUAUUUUAAAUAAAUAGGAAAUUAGUAUUUAAAAUUUUAAAUUUUAUGAUUUUUUUGAAAGUGCCCUAGUAGUAAAAGAACAGAUUGAUUUCUACUUAUAGAUUGUUUUAGAAUAAAUUUUUUUAAAGUAAAAAGUGUUUAUUUGUUCCCCAGACAUUAAAAAUAUCUUAGAAAAGCUUCAUUCCAAAAUUGUGAGAACGGGUUACAGGAAUCUGCAGCUGCAUUUGAGUUGAUCCGCGAAUCUCUGGUUAAAAUAAAACACGUGUUGAAUAUAAUAUUUAUUAUAAAUAACUACAAAAUAAUAGUAACACAGCAUUUCCACUACAUACGUGACACCGAGUUCUUAUUGUACUCCACUUCUGAAUUAGCCGUUGAUCUAUGAGGUAGUCUUUAUACAACUAUUGGCAGUAAAGAACGAACAAUAAUAUUCUAAACGGACGACUCGUCAAUGACAGUAAUAACACGAUUGGGAAAUACUUUCCACUUGGAGUUAUUCACCCCAACGCCGUUCUCCUCGUCCCCUUCCUCGUUUUGCGCAAGUUUGGACCUGGCCAGCGACCACCGCCUGCCUUUCCUGUCCAAUAUCACAGGCAUUUCCGCAAUUAAAUUAUUCUCAAAUUCACUAAGCAUUAAAUAAUUCUCUACUUUAUUACACGAAGUGAUACAGUCUCCUAUGUAAUCUAAGUCGUCUAAGAGAUUAUCGGGAAGAUCCAUGUCGGCGAUCCCCUCUUCGGAAAUGCACGUCAGUUCCGGCUUGUCGUUCGAGACGAUGAUGUUGUCUAUGAGCCCCGCAGGCUGGUUGGGGGCCAGAUCCGCCCCCAAGACCAACGCCGCCGCCGCAGCCCCAGCCGUCACCCCGGCGUCGUUCUCCGGCUCCUGCGAAAAGGACAACUUGCGCCUCUGAGGGCACGUCUCGGACACGCACAGGUGGCGCGUGCCGUUCUCGCGGGUGUGCUUGUGGCGGGAGAUCUUGCGGCGGUGGAGGUCGAUGAGGAAGAGGGUGAGGCUGCCCACGAUCACGCACGUGGAGCUGAAGUAGUAGCCGGCGCGGUCGCCGCAUUUCUCGUUCAUAUAUCCUGAAAAUCGCAUUAAAUCUCGAAAAAAAACCUAAGUCAAGUACCGGAAAACGGCACUCCGAUGACGAUGGGUAUGGCCUGCGAGCACUGGACGAAGCCCCAAGUCCGGGCGAAGUUCCGGGCCCGGACCCUCUCGUACGUGUACAUCUUGAGCGAGUAGUGGUACCCACCGCAGAAAAUCCCUAAGCAAAAUAUGGAAAUCUAAUUGGUUGAAUUAUUGUUCGUACCGUAAAUCCAGGCGAACAUGACGUAGGCGUGGUAGUUGCCGCUGACCACCGUGAAGGCCAGGAUGGACAAGCCGCACAUGAAGACGGCCGUUUGGCACAGAUAUUGUCUCGCGAUUCGACAUUCGGUCGAGUUGUGGAGCACUAAAGUGCUGAAAACGACGCAUCCGACCGUCCAAGCCAGGCCCAAGUACAUCUGGAGGAAAACGGUCGAGUCGCCGAGUCCUUCGACUUCCGCUUGAUACGCCAAGUAGAAAAGAGGCGUGUUGAUGCCGAAGGCGCUAAUUCCGGUCGAUAUCAGCAGAAUUCGGACGGUUUUACUCUUGAGAGUGCUAAAAUCGAAAAAGGGAAUCUUGUCCUCGAUCUUGUUCUUGUCUUUGAUUUUUCGCUUCUGGUUCUUGAUGUGGAGGAUGGCGCGCCGCUGGGGGUGGUACAGGGAGGCGGAGCGGUAAAACGUGCCGAGGAUGAAGGUGACGGAGAUGGCGCCCGUCACCACCUGCAGGCCGAGGCGCCAGCCCAGCGCCCUGUCCACAUUUUAAAAUUAUAAACAAACUGCUGAAAGCGUCGUCAAAUUGCAAUCAAUCGAGUAAAUGAAUGGGAUGGUUUAAGUCGCGGCGAGAUAUCAGCCAUAAACGCCUUUCCAUUAUGUUCGUCGGUUGGAAGGCGAGUCAUCCAUCAGCGUCCGCUGGAAAUGUCAACCUCUCGCAUCCUUAUAAAGCCCGACAUCGGCGAUUAUUAUUUAAUUACAGCCUCUGAAAUCUGUUCGAGGAACGAAACCGAUCUGAAGAAAUCACUCGCGUGAUUAAAUCGCUUCCUUUUUUAAUCCGGCGGCUAGAUAAAUUAUAGAGUGCUUUUUAAACAUCGGCUAUUAAAAUAUUUACGACUGCUGGGGGCUUUAAAGCCUCGAUCGGGUCCGAUCCAAUCGUAAAAAUUGAACUUUUCGAAAGUUUGUGAUGUAAUUUGAAACCUGGGGUAAUAAAUUGGAAAUGAUAAAUUUGAUCGGCAUCCGGCGGAAUGAAGUAACAAACUUUAUAAUAAACUUUAUCACUCUAUUGUUUUCUGUGUGGAUGAAUCGAUGGAGAUAAUUUUUGAUGGUGUCGUUGUCGAGAGAUUAUUGCUCACCCUAUUGUGCUUCGGAUGAUGACGGACAUUGUGGCGAUUCCCAGGCCGCUGCCCGAGACGAUGAAGAUUUCGACGAAUUCACGACGUCUCUUGAAAUAUUGGGCCACCAUCAGAGUCGAACAGUCGCGGGUUAUGCCCACACCGAUGCCCACCACAGUGCCGUAGCUAAA